Molecule: messenger RNA, 4477 nt
Organism: Brienomyrus brachyistius
Lineage: Eukaryota; Metazoa; Chordata; Actinopteri; Osteoglossiformes; Mormyridae
Product: lysyl oxidase homolog 2A-like
Exons: 14
Coding region: 185-2416 (743 amino acids)
Biological process (GO): sprouting angiogenesis; peptidyl-lysine oxidation
Cellular component (GO): membrane
Molecular function (GO): copper ion binding; protein-lysine 6-oxidase activity
Source: RefSeq, a predicted model, not a curated record
CUGGACGGGAGAAAGUUCCUGCAGACGUUCCGGCUGCAUGCAGUACCGCGGGAGGGCCAGCGGAGAGAAGCGGUGCAGUCUAGGUGCCUGCAAGUGCUGCUCCACUCGAAGAUCGCUGCUUUCUUGCCGAAGAACAUCCUCAGUUUCCUAAAUCGUACAGUGAAGUCAUUCCCUGUAUCCCACAAUGGCGGUCCAUUGGACCCUACUUUGCCGACUGGCCGCCCUGGUCUGUCUCUGGGUCUUGGGCCAGGCUCAGAGCGAGGAGAGCCCCCAGAUUCAGCUUCGACUGGCGGGCACCAAACGCAAGCACAACGAGGGCCGGGUGGAGGUGCACUACAACGGCGAGUGGGGCACGGUCUGCGAUGAUGACUUCACCAUCCAUGCCGCUCACGUGGUCUGCAGACAGCUGGGCUUUCUGGAAGCCACGUCCUGGUACCCAUCAGCCAAGUAUGGCCGGGGAGAAGGCCACAUCUGGUUGGACAACGUCCACUGCACAGGGAGAGAGGAGACUUUGGCUGAGUGCUCUUCCAAUGGAUUCGGGGUGUCUGACUGCAAGCACUCUGAGGACGUGGGAGUGUUGUGUAGUCACAAGAGAAUCCCAGGCUACAGGUUCACCGGGGCGUUGGCCAACAACAUUGAGGACCUGAACAUUCAACUGGAGGACGUGCGUAUCCGGGCGAUACUGUCAUGGCAGCGCAGACGCAUCCCCGUGACGGAGGGCUUCCUGGAGGUGAAGGAGGGGGGCCGCUGGAGGCAGGUGUGCAGCGAGUCCUGGACCUCCAUGAACAGCCGGGUCAUCUGCGGCAUGUUUGGCUUCCCCGGAGAGAAGAAGUACAAUGUCAAGGUCUACAAGAUGGUGGCUCUCAGGAGGAAGAACAAAUACUGGGGCCAUUCGAUGAACUGCACAGGGAACGAGGCUCACGUGUCUGGCUGCAAGCUGGGAGCGCCACCCCCCCGGAAGGGCAACAGCACCUGCGGCCUGGGUAUGCCGGCGGUGGUCAGCUGCGUGCCCGGGAGGGCCUUUGCCCCCAGCCCAGUGACGGGCUUCAGGAAGGCCUACCGGCUGGAGCAACCCCUGGUGCGGCUGAAGGGUGGUGCCAGCGUGGGCGAGGGCCGCGUGGAGGUGCUGAAGAACGGGGAGUGGGGCACCAUCUGCGACGACAAUUGGAGCCUGCGCUCGGCCACGGUGGUGUGCAGAGAGCUGGGGUUCGGCAGCGCCCGCGAGGCCCUGGUCGGGGCACGUCUGGGACAGGGAAUGGGUCCCGUCCACAUGAACGAGGUAGUGUGCUCGGGGUUCGAGAAGUCCAUCACCGAGUGUUUCUUCAACAAGGACGCUCUGGGCUGCAGCCACGAGGAAGAUGCGGCCGUCAGGUGCAACGUACCAGCCAUGGGCUUCAAGGAUAGGGUUCGGCUGGGCGGGGGCCGGAACCCCUAUGAGGGACGGGUGGAGGUCCUGGCGGAGCGAAACGGCUCGCUGGUGUGGGGCACCGUGUGCAGUGAUAGCUGGGGGACGCUGGAGGCGAUGGUGGUCUGCCGGCAGCUGGGCCUGGGAUACGCCAGUCAUGCCUACCAGGAAACCUGGUACUGGCCGGGAGACACGAGCGCGGAUGGCGUCGUCAUGAGUGGGGUGCGCUGCUCGGGUACAGAGAUGUCUCUGUCACACUGUCUGCACCAUGGGAAGCACAUCCACUGUCCCAGGGGAGGGGGCCGCUUCGCUGCCGGGGUCUCCUGUUCAGAAUCCGCCCCGGACCUGGUCCUGAACGCACAGGUGGUGGAGCAGACCACCUACCUGGAGGACCGGCCCAUGUUCAUGCUGCAGUGCGCCCAGGAGGAGAGCUGCCUGUCCAGCACGGCCAGCGCGACACCGGCCAGCGGCUACCGGCGCCUCCUGCGCUUCUCCUCCCAGAUCCAUAACAACGGACAGGCGGACUUCCAGCCCCGCGCCAGCCAGCACUCCUGGAUCUGGCACGAAUGUCACAGGCACUACCACAGCAUGGAGGUCUUCACACACUACGACCUCUUCAGCCUCAAUGGCACCAAGGUGGCCGAGGGGCACAAGGCCAGCUUCUGUCUGGAGGACACAGACUGUGAUGAGGGCAUUGAGAAGAGGUAUGCCUGCGCCAACUUUGGUCCUCAGGGCAUCACCGUGGGCUGCUGGGAUUCAUACCGGCACGACAUCGACUGCCAGUGGAUCGACGUGACCGACGUCAAGCCCGGGGACUACAUAUUCCAGGUAGUAAUUAAUCCCACAUACGAGGUGGCAGAGUCUGACUACACAAACAACAUCAUGAAGUGUCGAUGUCGCUACGACGGUUACCGGAUAUGGACAUACAACUGUCAUAUAGGAGGGUCGUUAAGCUCUGAUGUUGAGGACACCUUCCCAGGACUCCUGAACAACCACCUGUCCUACAGAUAAAAAGCAGCAGAAGAAGAAAUCUGGGUGGACCAUCAAGCCAGCAAUCCAACAUGCCCCCCCCCCCAAACCACUAAAGCCCCACACCCCUCAAUUCACCAGAAGUGCCUGCGCUGUGUGUCAAGGUACCCAUCAUAUUAGCACCAACGGCUGACAACGUACGAUUCCUCUCCUGUUCAGUUUGCGGGUUCAAAAGAGGCUCAUCCUAUUUUGGGAGGGUCCCUAAAUAGCCGCAGAGAAAAUGAUGCAUUACCAGCAGCAUAAAUCCUCAAAGCAUUGUAACGGUUCACAUAUGGGACUGGCGGGACUGGAGGACAGACUUUCCCUUUUUGGCUCCCUUUGCUGGCUCACGGUUUGCAUAGAGAAAAUACACGGGAAUCCUACAUGUAAUAUUCUUUGAAGGGAUUUUAAAACAAUCGUAAACAAUUUGCCCGAACCACUUCAUGUGUGGGGAGUCCUGGACCCUGCAAAUUGGCUAAAAUGGAUUUAAAACAUUACUGAUAGUUAAUGGCAUGUGGGGAAAAGCCAUAAAUACUGCUUAUGUCUAACGUUUACAUCUGCAGAUGGCAGGCAACACCUUCUCCCCAUUGCCUGCCAGUCUACUGCAAACAGGUAAAUAUUCUAUGGUUAUGGCGGAUUAAUGCAAAGGCUAUCCUAGAUAGCACUGCUACUCGGGGGUCAACCAAUGGGAAUGUUUAUUGCUAUAAGUUGUACCCCAGUAGUUCCUAAUCAAGUGAAAAGUGCCAGGGUAGGAACUAAACAGGUUCAUGAACUACAAUUGGGCUGAGUUCCGGUGGUGGGGCUGUGACAGAAGUUUGUAUUUCCCAAAUAAGUUCCUGGCCCCUGAAAGGGAAAGAGCCUCUCUCCCCCCCACCCUUAGUAAGUUCUAGAACCGGCACCCGGCACUUUCAAUGUUCUUAAUUUUCACUUGAUUCUAUUCCGUUGUCCAAAAAAAAAAAUUGUUUAAGUUAUGUAAGCCUGGGGUCCCCGGGGGGGUGAACCAGCCCCUGAUUACUGUAGCAUUUGCAGAUCUGAACUGUCUGGACUUUUCUCUGCGAAGUGGUUUCUUCCUAUGCAGUCUUUGCCUGUGGUCCCCUGCAGACAAGUUAGUCUCAGUGUGGUAAUACUCUGUUAACCACCACAGCUGUCUUCGUGUUCUUUGGGAGAACAAACACGUCCCCUGAUCACAACACCGCCGCCACCUUUGGGACAGAAAUGAGGCGUCAUACCGAGCUGCCUUAACUACGAAUGCGUCAGAUAAAAUUGGACGAGCGUUCGGUAAUGUGGAUAUCAAUGUUACCAUAGUUACUUGAUACGUUCUCCUUCCAAAAGCACAUAACCCUCAUGCUAGCUGGCAAUGUCACGCUGACUGUAACAUAACUUAGCUCAGCUAUGGCUGCUCUAUGCUGUUCCAACCUGUAUCUGAACCAAUUGUAGAGAGACACUUCUGGUGGACUCGUGCAAGGGCAUGGUAGGCAAAACCUGGGCGGGUGACAGUCACUUCACAGGGACGAAGGGGAGUUCUUUGAGGAAGACGUAGGUGCCAGAAAUAGUAAACCCGCCAAAGUACCUUCACAGAACUGGUUUGUUUUCCAUCCAGAUGGUCACAGAUACACGUGCAACAUGGCAUGGCACUACGGCCACCACUGAUUUAAAAAAAUGUCUUGUGACAGGUAUGGUAAGAGAUGUCGAAAGCCAAAAAUAAUAAAUGAUGAUGAUUUCCAAAGUUUUACCGUGAAAUUUACAGAUUUGUCUCUGUGAUAAUGUGCAAUUGAUUUUUGUUUUUAAUUUACCGUGAUGCAAUUUGUAAAUCUUUUAUAGCCAUUAAUUUUAAAUAACUUUAAAGAAUCAGGGAUUUAAAAGAAUUUUGUGUAACAGUAGCCUCAGCCUAUGUGAAGUUUAAGGAGUUUUUAUUUCUUUGUAUCGGUGCUAUCAAAUAGGGACCUUCUGUUUUAAUGAGGGUACCCAAUGCUAGCUGAGAGACUUAUGUACGUUUGCUUCAACUUGAAAGGGUCAAAUAUGUGCUUUUCACCCUUUGUUUGCCAAUAAAACUGUAUCAGAUCA